Bombina bombina (fire-bellied toad) is the source of this 4347-nucleotide messenger RNA. RefSeq names its product angiotensin I converting enzyme (gene ACE). Gene Ontology annotation, molecular function: peptidyl-dipeptidase activity; metallopeptidase activity. Lineage: Eukaryota; Metazoa; Chordata; Amphibia; Anura; Bombinatoridae. The coding region runs from base 166 to 4053 and encodes 1295 amino acids. Gene Ontology annotation, cellular component: plasma membrane. The transcript is spliced from 25 exons. The record is from RefSeq and is a predicted model, not a curated record. Gene Ontology annotation, biological process: proteolysis.
GUUUGUGUCUUAUCUCUGUAAGGAGGUAGCAUGAGUGGGCUGGGUUUGUCCUCUGCUUUAUAAGUGACUGGUAGCCUGUGCUGUGGGUCUCACUCUCUGUAUCAAAAGGGGGGAGGGGAAAUUAAGGUGACUUGGGGACCCCCUGGUGGGAUUUGUGCAGGCAAAAUGAGGACAGUGUUUCUGAGUCUCCUUUUGGUGACUAAUGCAGUUGCCCUUGACAGCAGCCUAAGUCCUGGUAACUACACUAAGGAUGAAGCGGGAGCUCAUCUAUUUGCAGCUGCUUACAACAGCAGCGCUGAAAUUGUGAUCGCUAAGAGUGUGGAAGCCAGCUGGGAAUACAACACCAACCUGACUGAAUACAAUUCUCAUAAACAGAUUAAUGCCUCUCUGGAGGAGCAGGAAUUCAAUGAAGCAUGGGGGGUUAAGGCCAAAGAAUUGUUUGAUCCCUUCUGGGAGAAUUUCACUGAUCCUGAUCUUAAGAGAAUCAUCCGGUCAAUCCGAUCUCUGGGAGCAUCCAACCUGCCCUUACCAGAACGUAAAGAGUUCAACACCAUUCUUAGCCAGAUGGACGAAAUCUACUCAACAGCCAAAGUGUGUCCUCCCAACCAGAGCACCAACUGCUGGUCCUUAGACCCACACCUGACAGACAUUUUGGCCACAUCACGGAGUUAUAAGAAGCUUUUGUAUGCCUGGGAGGGUUGGCAUAACUCUGCAGGGGUGCCACUGCGGGAGAAGUAUGAGAAAUUUGUGACGCUCAGCAACAAGGCGCACAGUAUGGAUGGUUACAAGGACACGGGUGCUUACUGGCGCUCCUGGUAUGACUCUCCCACCUUUGAGGAUGACCUGGAAAAUCUGUACAAACAACUUGAGCCCUUGUACCUCAAUCUGCACGCCUUUGUCCGCAGGAAGCUAUAUGAGAGAUAUGGAGCCAAGUAUGUUAACCUGAAAGGCCCUAUCCCAGCACAUCUAUUGGGUAAUAUGUGGUCACAGCAGUGGAACAAUAUCUACGACAUGAUGAUCCCUUUUCCCAACAAGACGAAUGUGGAUGUUACCAAUACAAUGAGAGAAAAGGGUUGGAAUGCUACACAUAUGUUCAGAGUUUCUGAGGAGUUCUUCACCUCACUAGGUCUUUUGGAGAUGCCACCCCCGUUCUGGGAAAAAUCAAUGCUGGAGAAACCCACUGAUGGGCGAGAGGUUGUGUGCCACGCGUCUGCCUGGGACUUCUAUAACAAAAAGGAUUUUAGGAUAAAGCAAUGUACUACAGUCACUAUGGAGCAGCUCUUCACUGUUCACCAUGAGAUGGGUCACAUAGAGUAUUAUCUUCAGUACAAGGACCUGCCCGUUUCAUUCCGUCGUGGUGCAAAUCCAGGAUUCCAUGAGGCUAUAGGAGAUGUGCUGUCACUCUCAGUAUCUACCCCAGGCCAUCUGCAAAAGAUAGGCUUACUAGAAUCAGUAACAAAUGACCCAGAGAGUGAUUUAAAUUACUUGCUGAAGAUGGCUCUGGAGAAGAUUGCUUUCCUUCCCUUUGGAUACCUCAUUGACCAGUGGCGGUGGAAUGUUUUUAAUGGACGCACACCACCAAGUAGAUACAAUUAUGACUGGUGGUACCUCAGAACUAAAUAUCAAGGAAUCUGCCCACCAGUGCCACGAGAUGAGACUAAGUUUGAUCCUGGAGCAAAAUAUCACAUUCCUGGCAACACCCCCUACAUCAGGUACUUUGUGAGCUUUGUGCUGCAGUUCCAGUUUCACAAGGCACUUUGCACAGCAGCCGGCCACAAAGGUACCCUCCAUACCUGUGAUAUCUACAAAUCUGCAGAGGCUGGAAAACUGCUUGGGGAUGUUCUACGUCAAGGCUCCUCUAAGUACUGGCAGGAAAUUCUAAAGACCAUGACAAACACAGAUAAAAUGGAUGUUGGUCCCUUACUGGAAUACUUCAAACCUGUCACUGAUUGGUUAAUAGUACAAAACCAAAACAAUAAUGAGACCCUUGGUUGGCCUGAAUUUGAAUGGCAACCACCCAUUCCUGAAGGAUACCCAGGAGAUAUUGAUAAAAUUGCUAACGAGAAAGAGGCAGAAGAAUUCCUCAAUAACUAUACAAGGACAGCAGAGGUGGUGUGGAACACAUACACAGAGUCAUCGUGGAGUUAUAACACCGACAUAACUGAACACAACAAGCAGAUCAUGCUGGAGAAAAGCCUAGCUAUGUCAGCUCACACUCUGGAGAAUGGGCUUAAAGCAAGACAGUUUGACUACACUGAUUUCCAGAACCCAGAGAUUAAACGACUUCUGAAAAAACUUAGUGACAUUGAUAAAGCUGCAUUACCUGAGAGUGAGCUGAAAGAGCUCAACCAAAUUAUGUCAGAUAUGGAAACCAUAUACAGUGUGGCCAAGGUUUGCAAUGGCUCUGUUUGCCAUCCCCUGGAUCCAGAUCUAACAGAAAUUUUGGCCAAAUCCCGAGACUAUAAUGAACUGCUGUUUGUCUGGAAAGGCUGGAGAGAUUCUUCUGGCAAACAAAUACGAGAGAAAUAUAAAAGAUAUGUGGAGCUGAGCAAUCGUGCUGCACAACUAAAUGGUUAUUCUGAUAAUGGAGCAUUCUGGAGAUCCUGGUAUGAAACACCCACACUUGAAAGUGACUUGGAAAAAAUUUAUAAUGAACUCCAACCACUCUACCUCAAUUUGCAUGCAUUUGUGCGUAGAGCCCUCUAUAAGAAAUAUGGUGGAGGGAAGAUUAAUCUACGGGGGCCCAUUCCUGCCCAUCUACUCGGUAAUAUGUGGGCACAGUCCUGGUCUAACAUAUUUGACCUUGUUGUUCCAUUUCCUAAUGCUGCACAAGUUGACGCUACACCAGCUAUGGUAGCUCAGAAAUGGAAUGCAACAAGGAUGUUUCAGGAAUCCGAUAGCUUCUUUACUUCCCUUGGACUUAUUCCCAUGCCACAAGAAUUUUGGGACAAAUCCAUGAUAGAGAAACCAAAAGAUAGGGAAGUAGUGUGCCAUGCAUCGGCCUGGGACUUCUACAACCGCAAAGACUUCAGGAUAAAGCAAUGCACAGUGGUUACAAUGGAUGACCUUAUCACUGUCCACCACGAGAUGGGACAUGUGGAAUACUUCCUUCAGUACAAGGAUCAGCCUUUAUCCUUCAGAGAUGGAGCAAACCCUGGUUUCCAUGAAGCUAUUGGGGAUGUACUGGCCUUGUCCGUCUCCACGCCAAAGCAUCUCCAGAGCAUUGGCCUGCUGAAAACAGUACAGGACAACACAGAAAGUGAUAUUAAUUAUCUAUUGAGUGUUGCUCUGGAUAAAAUUGCCUUUUUGCCCUUUGGUUACCUGAUGGACCAGUGGCGCUGGAAAGUAUUUGAUGGAAGAUUCCCAGAAUCUGAGUAUAACCAGCAGUGGUGGAACCUUAGGCUGAAAUAUCAGGGAUUAUGCCCACCAGUCCCGAGAUCUGAAAAUGAUUUUGAUCCAGGAGCAAAGUUUCACAUUCCAGCCAGUGUACCCUACAUCAGGUACUUUGUCAGUUUUGUGAUUCAGUUCCAGUUCCAUGAGGCUCUAUGUAAUGCAGCAAAACAAGUGGGUCCUUUAUACAAAUGUGAUAUCUACCAGUCUAAAGAAGCAGGGAAAUUGCUUGGAGAUGCCAUGAAGCUGGGCAGCAGCAAACCUUGGCCUGAUACCAUGGAGGUUAUAACAGGGCAGCGUAACAUGUCAGCUCAUGCUCUUCUCAAAUACUUUGAACCCCUCACUAACUGGCUUAUUGAACAGAACACCAAGAACGGCGAUAUACUUGGCUGGCCUGAAUACAACUGGAAUCCAGAUUCAUCUGGCCAGGAAACACCAAACCCAACAGAAAAACCAAACCAACCAGAAACACAAAAGCCAACAGAAGCAGCAAAAAUCAUGUUCCUGGGGUUGUCACUGAGCCAAGGGCAAGCAACUGCUGGUCAAUGGGUCCUCCUGGUGAUUAGUAUACUAUUUGUCCUUGCUACCUUAUUUCUGGGUUUCAAGUACUACAACAACAAACGCAGGGCCAAUAAGUCCUCUUCAGAACUCGAACUGAAAUAAUAUCUGAGUGAAAGAAUGACUUCCGUAAUGGGAGGAUCUUGUCAUGCAUAAUGGACACUCUGUGAGUUUCAUCAGGGCCAAAAUUUCUUGAUGACUAUGCAAAGAUCUUAAACUGUGGAAUAUCAAUUCACUAGCGCCUUCAAUGCCGCCUUUUAAAAGAUGAUCUAGCUAUUAAUCAGGUGCUGAUGGGAAGGGAGGGAGUAUUAGGAACAUGGAAAAGAUUGAAAAUAUGUUAUGGAAACUUUAACAUUUUUACUCCAGCAAUGGGAGAAAUAAAAGGUGUUGUAUGUAAAA